AUGUGGACUUAUGCCCCACUUCUGAAACCCCUUUGUGGCUUCUUCCAGCCCCGCAGGAGAAGAAGGAUGUCAGUCUGCUACCGGCCCCCUGGGAAUGAGACACUGCUGAGCUGGAAGGCCUCACGGACCACUGGAACGGCCUUUCUAUUGCUGGCGGCGCUGCUGGGGCUGCCCGGUAAUGGCUUCGUAGUGUGGAGUCUGGCUGGCUGGCGGCCCGCACGUGGGCGACCACUGGCGGCCACGCUAGUACUGCACCUGGCGCUGGCCGAUGGCUCGGUCCUGCUACUCACACCGCUCUUCGUAGCCUUCCUGACCGGGCAAGCCUGGCCGCUGGGCCAGGCGGGCUGCAAGGCUGUGUACUACGUGUGCGCCCUCAGCAUGUACGCCAGUGUGCUGCUCACCGGCCUGCUCAGCCUGCAGCGUUGCCUCGCCGUCACCCGCCCCUUCCUGGCGCCCCGGUUGCGCAGCCCGGCUCUGGCCCGUCGCCUACUGCUGGCAGUCUGGCUGGCCGCCUUGUUGCUUGCUGUCCCGGCCGCUGUCUACCGCCAUCUCUGGGGGGACCGCGUCUGCCAGCUGUGCCACCCGUCGCCCGCCCACGCCGCCGCCCACCUGAGCCUGGAGACUCUGACCKCCUUUGUGCUUCCUUUUGGGCUAGUGCUUGGCUGUUACAGCGUGACGCUGGCGCGGUUGAGGGGCGCCCGCUGGGGGUCUGGGAAGCAGGGGUCGAGGGUGGGCCGGCUGGUGAGCGCCAUCGUGCUCACCUUCGGCUUGCUCUGGGCUCCCUACCACGCAGUCAACCUACUGCAAGCGGUGGCAGCACUCGCUCCACCAGAAGGUGCCUUGGCGAGGCUCGGCGGCGCGGGCCAGGCAGCGCGGGCUGGAACGACAGCCUUGGCCUUCUUCAGCUCUAGCGUCAACCCGGUGCUCUACGUCUUCACCGCUGGGGAUCUGCUGCCUCGGGCGGGUCCCCGGUUCCUCACACGGCUCUUCGAGGGCUCUGGAGAAGCCCGAGGGGGAAGUCGCUCUAGGGAGGGUACGAUGGAGUUACGAACUACUCCCCGGCUACAAGUAGUGGGGCCGGGAAAGGGCAAUGGAGACCCAGGGGGUGGGGUGGAGAGGGGCAGUUAG
Messenger RNA from Urocitellus parryii (Arctic ground squirrel), 1128 nucleotides. RefSeq names its product leukotriene B4 receptor 2 (gene Ltb4r2). NCBI's taxonomy places the organism in Eukaryota, Metazoa, Chordata, Mammalia, Rodentia, Sciuridae. Gene Ontology annotation, cellular component: plasma membrane. Gene Ontology annotation, molecular function: leukotriene B4 receptor activity; G protein-coupled peptide receptor activity. Gene Ontology annotation, biological process: neuropeptide signaling pathway. The record is from RefSeq and is a predicted model, not a curated record.